ACUACCCACACAUUUUACAAUUAAUAAGGCUUUAUUCACCGAAGAUAAUCAUUUAUUUCCCCUAAAAAUAGAUCACUCUAACUCGCAGAUAAUCAAUUUUUCCACCGAGCUAAAUGAAAAAAAUGCAUAAAAUGAAAAAAGAAUAAUAUCCAUCACCACUGAUAAUGCACGAGAACAACGCACACCUGCACGAGUCCCAUACGACAAGUGGAGGCUGUUAAGUAUAAAUAGUGAAGUCUGAUGUGUACGAAAGUGUCAUUUAAUCAGCUGACUUAAUCCUAUUAUAAAAAGGAGACCCGUGUACAGAUCGAUAUCGAUAUUUCUCGAAGAAAUAUCUCGAAAAUGCGUAAGCGUAAGACAGAAACCGAAGCGACAUCUGUCGAUUAUAUUAGUCGCACAUUGGGCUGGAACAAAUGAACCGGUAAAAACCAUCACAUUUGGCAACGUGUUUGAGUGUUUUUAUCCUAUUAUAAAAAGGAGAUAAUUUAUAAUCGUGAAACAUCAUGACAUCUCCACCUAUUAAAUAUACGACCAACAGAGCCAUUGAUCAUUUCAAUGUUGCAGCUAUACUCAUGAAAAUCAUCGGCUACGUCGACAGCAUUGAAGACCUGAGAGAGUUGCCAAAGUCUCCAUCUAAGUGGAUUUACAAGUGCAUUUUAAAUAACAAUGAUGGCAGAAGGGUUCGCAUACUUUGCUCGGGGGAUGAUGCUCUCAAAUACAAGGAUGAGAUCAAGAUGUAUCAGAUAAUAAAAAUCACUGGAGGGAUUAUUAAAGCGGCCAAUCCACAGUAUCGGCGAUCAACGGACACUGUGAGCGACAAAGAAUUUCAAUUUGCACGUAGGAGCACUUUCGACAUCUUUGGCACAUUUAACAUUACGAAUGGAGCUGACAAUGGAAGGUCGAAGGUCAUCUCAUAUAAAAAAUUGAGAUGGAGAACGUUUGUGCUGCUCGCGGGCCAGUCCAGAUCACUGGAUGGCUCAAAGAGCCAUUCAGAAGCAUUACCACGAAACUGAAAGCUGAAUAGCUUUAAUGACGUGCUAUUUACUCUGGAAGUUCAAUUGCAAAAUUGAAAAUUUUUUCUAUAACAAGUUCUAGACUGUUAUUUUUUCACACAAAAAUUGAGUUCUAUAACAAGUUUAACACUGUUAUUUUUUUACGCAAAAAUUUAAUUCUAUAACAAGUUUAAUACUGUUAUUUUUUUACACAAAAAUGAAACAUUGACAAGCUUGAGCUCUUUAAGAAUCUGAUUUUUUACUUUUAAAGACUGCCAACUUCAUAGCAGUAAGGUUAAUACUCAUUUAGCUUUAACAACCAAAACAGAUGGAAUUAUAAUAAUCUAUUCAUGAACAUUAGUAUUUAUUCAGAAUUUAUUUCAAUAUAUGGCCCUGUUUUUGAAGAAAAAGUAUUACUAAACAUUUGUAUUUUUUAUAUAUAACAGAGAAAACUGAAGACUAAUUAAUUUUAUGAUUAAAGUAGAUAAAGCUCUCCGGAAUCACAGAUAAGUGAUACAAAGGAUGUAUUCAUGUUAAUGUUUGUUCAUAUUUCUUAACAUAUGUUGUAAUGUCAAUUAUAAUUGUUGGAACAU
Messenger RNA from Diachasmimorpha longicaudata, 1585 nucleotides. RefSeq lists its product as uncharacterized. NCBI's taxonomy places the organism in Eukaryota, Metazoa, Arthropoda, Insecta, Hymenoptera, Braconidae. The coding region runs from base 504 to 1013 and encodes 169 amino acids. The transcript is spliced from 4 exons. The record is from RefSeq and is a predicted model, not a curated record.